Messenger RNA from Phragmites australis (common reed), 1104 nucleotides. Its product is annotated as large ribosomal subunit protein bL17c-like. Gene Ontology annotation, biological process: translation. NCBI's taxonomy places the organism in Eukaryota, Viridiplantae, Streptophyta, Magnoliopsida, Poales, Poaceae. Gene Ontology annotation, molecular function: structural constituent of ribosome. Bases 72 to 701 code for a protein of 209 amino acids. The transcript has 3 exons. Gene Ontology annotation, cellular component: cytosolic large ribosomal subunit; ribosome. The record is from RefSeq and is a predicted model, not a curated record.
AAGCCAGACGGCAUCGCCACUCGCCCAUCUCUACCAGGCAAACCCACUCCGCUCGCUCGCUCUCCUCCUCCAUGGCGGCCUUCGCCUCCGCCUCCCCCUCGCCGGCGAUAUCCGCCUCGACAUGGCGCAUGGAGUCCCUCCGCACGGCCCUCCCCGUGCUUCGUCCCUCCCCGGCGGGCAGGCUCCGGUCGUCGUUCUCGCCCGCGGCGGCGGCCACGGCGGCGUCGGUCGGCUGCCUCGGGUCCUUCUCCGGCCUCGCGCCCGUUUCGAAUCUCCUCUCCCUCGGUGCCGACAAUUCAAGCUUUGAGCAUCGAUUGUUUGGAAUUGAUGCCUGCGGAAGGAUAGUAGCAAUGCGACAUGGGAAACGUGUUCCUAAACUUAACAGACCUCCAGAUCAGAGGAAAGCACUUCUGCGUGGCCUUACCACACAGCUGCUGAAGCAUGGAAGGAUAAAGACUACGAGGCCAAGGGCAAAAGCAAUGAGGAAGUUUGUUGAGAAGAUGAUCACAUUGGCAAAGGAUGGGUCUCUUCACAAGAGGAGACAAGCUCUGGCAUUUAUUUAUGAGAAGCAUAUCGUCCAUGCAUUGUUUGCUGAGGUUGCGGACAGGUAUGGGGACAGAGAGGGGGGUUACACAAGGAUCAUCCCAACAUUUCCAAGGCGGGGAGAUAAUGCGCCUAUGGCUUACAUUGAGCUUGUCUAGGAUCUUGAUGUGGGACUCUGGACUUCUAUACAUAUUAAGUCUAGUUAGAUAAGACGGAUCCAAUUCCUCUGACUAGAGUGAAGUCAAGGGAGAACAGUAGACCUCAAUGAGAGCUACAGUUCCCUGACAUCAGUACUGUAGCGAAAGUACUGGUCAUGGAGUGCACUGUAUCUUCGGUGCUGCAGAAUUACUGUAGCACUAAGCCUGUUACAUCCAUUCACGACCCAACGGCUAAGCAAACAAUUGCAAGAGUGAAAGGAACCUUUGUAAGGAAAAAAAAAGCAGUAGUGAAGAAAAAAGGAAAUUAAUUCUGCUAGAUGGCCAUUUGAUAUAUAUCUUAUCUGUAUGCAAGAAUGAUAUUUUGCUUCGUUCAGAAAAUAGAAUGUUAUUAUGCUUUCUGCUA